GAUGUCAAACUUGGGACAAUUUGACUCCGAUUUUUACCAAUCUAAUUAUACUAUUGAUAAUCAGGACCAGAGUUCUGAAGAUUCUAAUGCCUAUGGAAAUAUUUAUGCAUCUAGAGGACAGCAAGCCAGUGAGCAGCCCCAGCCUGCCUUUGUCCCACAAGAGAUGCCCAUGUCAUCAGGUUACGAGGGACAAUUUUUCCAGCCAGCAUCCAACCCAGAUUAUUAUUCACAAUCUUCUUACAUUGACAGUUUUGAUGAAGAGCCUCCUUUGCUAGAAGAUAAUACCUUUUUUAUUUUUGCAGAACUUGGAAUUAAUUUUAACCACAUAUGGCAAAAAUCCUUGACUGUGUUAAACCCCCUGAAGCCAGCAGAUGGCAGCAUUAUGAAUGAAACGGACCUCACUGGGCCCAUCCUGUUUUGUGUCACUCUGGGAGCCACCUUACUUCUGGCAGGAAAAGUUCAGUUUGGUUAUGUGUAUGGCAUGAGUGCCAUAGGCUGCCUAGGGAUUUACACCUUACUGAACUUGAUGAGUUCUUCAGGGGUGUCUUACGGCUGCGUGGCAAGCGUACUGGGUUACUGCCUGCUCCCCAUGGUCAUCCUGUCCAGCUGCGCCAUCUUCUUUUCACUUCAGGGAAGCUUUGGAACUGUGUUGGCUCUGGUCAUCAUUGGCUGGUGUAGUCUCUCAGCUUCCAAAAUCUUCAUUUCAGCCUUGAACAUGGAAGGACAACAGCUGCUCAUUGCCUACCCUUGUGCUUUACUUUAUGGACUUUUUGCUCUCCUCACAGUUUUCUGAGGAGUAUUUGAGAUGGUGGUUCAAGAUUCUGUUUGUUUCCUGUUCACGUUAUCCUGGAAAUGUAUUAGCAUUCAAAUUUGGUGAUGUGGUUGGUUUCUGCUUUAUGGCUAUUGAGAGAAUAAUAAGCAAAGAGACAAAA
Molecule: messenger RNA, 932 nt
Organism: Hyaena hyaena (striped hyena)
Lineage: Eukaryota; Metazoa; Chordata; Mammalia; Carnivora; Hyaenidae
Gene: YIPF7
Product: Yip1 domain family member 7
Exons: 5
Coding region: 2-793 (263 amino acids)
Biological process (GO): vesicle fusion with Golgi apparatus; endoplasmic reticulum to Golgi vesicle-mediated transport
Cellular component (GO): trans-Golgi network; membrane
Source: RefSeq, a predicted model, not a curated record